Molecule: messenger RNA, 2417 nt
Organism: Boleophthalmus pectinirostris (great blue-spotted mudskipper)
Lineage: Eukaryota; Metazoa; Chordata; Actinopteri; Gobiiformes; Gobiidae
Gene: gspt1l
Product: G1 to S phase transition 1, like
Exons: 14
Coding region: 240-1958 (572 amino acids)
Biological process (GO): translation
Cellular component (GO): translation release factor complex
Molecular function (GO): GTPase activity; GTP binding; translation release factor activity
Source: RefSeq, a predicted model, not a curated record
GCAUUAGCUCACGCGGACUGGCUCGGUCUCUGAGUGCUGAGUCGAGGAUCUGUUCAGAGUCAGUUCUCACACACGGAGCGGUGCUUUAGCCACGGAGAGAGCCGGGAGCCCGCACUCAUCCCCGGGCACACACUCCGGCACACACCUCCGGCCUCUGCCGUGCCGGGCUGCUACGGGACACUUUAACGGAGCGGGAAGUGCGUAGUUCACAUCUGACUGUUGUAAAGCCCAGAGCCACGAUGGACCCGAGAGACUCUGCCCCUGACUCCUGGGAACAAGAGGACGAGGUGGACGGGCAGCUGGGACCGGCCCUGACCGGCCUCAACGUGAACGCCAAGCCGUUUGUGCCCAAUGUGAACGCCGCGGAGUUUGUGCCGGCGUUCGCCGCCAGUGCGCCCUCGGAAAGCCUCGCUGUGGAGGUGUCGGUGGAAGCCCUUUCCAACAUGGAGGUGUCGGACAGCAAUGCUCCAGUGGAGAAUGGUGACACAGACAUGAACACAGAACAGCCCUGGGACCAGAAAGAAGAGGAGGCCAGUGAGGAGGAGCCGGGGGGCUGCAGGGAUCGGGGCCCGGACGAGGCCGCCUCAGAGGGUGCCUCCGAGGGCAUGGACGAGGAGGAGGAUGUGACAGCACCCAAACCACAGCCCCCAGCCCAACCUGAUGCACCUAAGAAGGAGCACAUCAAUGUGGUGUUCAUCGGCCACGUGGAUGCUGGCAAGUCCACCAUCGGAGGGCAGAUCAUGUACCUGACGGGCAUGGUGGACAAGAGGACACUGGAGAAGUACGAAAGGGAGGCCAAGGAGAAGAACAGAGAGACCUGGUACCUGUCUUGGGCACUGGACACCAACCAGGAGGAGCGGGAUAAAGGGAAGACGGUAGAGGUGGGGCGGGCCUACUUUGAGACCGACAAAAAGCACUUUACCAUCCUGGACGCCCCAGGACACAAGAGCUUUGUCCCCAACAUGAUCGGAGGAGCCUCUCAGGCAGACUUGGCUGUGCUGGUGAUCUCAGCGAGGAAAGGAGAGUUUGAGACUGGCUUUGAGAAGGCUGGGCAGACACGGGAGCAUGCCAUGUUGGCCAAAACAGCAGGGGUCAAGCACCUCAUUGUCCUGGUCAACAAGAUGGAUGACCCCACAGUCAACUGGAGCCUGGAGAGAUAUGAAGAGUGUAAAGACAAACUAAUGCCAUUCCUAAAGAAAGUGGGCUUCAACCCAAAGAAAGACAUUCACUUCAUGCCCUGCUCAGGGCUGACGGGGGCCAACCUGAAGGACCCCACGGACCUGUGCCCCUGGUACAUAGGAUUACCUUUCAUUCCACACCUGGAUAGCCUGCCAAACCUGAACAGAUCCAGAGACGGGCCGGUCCGAUUGCCUAUAGUAGACAAGUAUAAGGACAUGGGCACUGUGGUGCUGGGCAAACUGGAGUCUGGCUCCAUCAUUAAAGGCCAGCAGCUGGUCAUGAUGCCCAACAGGCAUGUGGUGGAGGUGCUGGGCCUGCUGUCUGACGAGGUCGAGACAGAAGAUGCAGGACCAGGGGAGAACCUGAAGAUCCGACUCAAAGGCAUCGAAGAGGAGGAGAUCCUGCCCGGCUUCAUCCUGUGCACCCCAGACAACCUGUGCCACUCAGGACGCAUCUUUGAUGCACAGAUCGUAAUCAUCGAGCACAAGUCCAUCAUCUGUGCGGGCUAUAACGCAGUGCUGCACGUGCACACGUGCAUCGAGGAGGUGGAGAUCACGGCCUUCCGCUGUCUGGUGGACAAAAAGACGGGAGAGAGGAGCCGCACGCGGCCACGCUUCGUCAAACAGGACCAGGUGUGCAUCGCCCGACUGCGCGCAGCAGGAACCAUCUGUCUGGAGACCUUCAAGGAUUUCCCUCAGAUGGGCCGCUUCACCCUGAGAGACGAAGGAAAGACCAUCGCCAUCGGGAAGGUGUUGAAGCUGAUCACAGAGCGGGACUGAAUGCCUCAGGACCUCCUCAUGUCCUCCUCAUGGUUCUUCUGCUGCAGAGCCACAGGAGAUACUCCACAGCUCUGUCCUCUGAGGCAGACACCAGACAAACUUACGGAAAAUCCAACCCGUUUUUACUAGACCAAGAACAAGACUACACGAGUCGGCUUUCUCAUAUUGAGAGCUCAGCUAUGCCAUUCACCCAAACACAUUACAUUUCCAUUUUCUUCCAUGUCUUUUUGUGCAUACAUACAUGACACUGACCAAUGGUAGCUGUAUCUGCGGUCAGACGUGGACCAGAGUUUUGCUUGGAAGAUGAUUUGAGCAUAAAUUGCAGAUGAAUGAUUUGAAUCCCUGAGACCAGAGUCUCCUUUGCUUUGACCUUUGGUUGUGUGGCGUUCAGCGUGUGCUCGAGCGUGUGCAAAUGUUAUUAAAGCCACAACUAUGACAAUAAACGUCUAACAUUGGGAA